CAGAGCUUAAGAAGAACUCUACACUACUCAGUGGCUCAAAUUGCAGCGGGUCUCAGAAAAAUGGCAUUGGAGUCACCAAUUUCAGCAGCAUUACUCUGCUUAGUAAUGCUAACACUGACAAUGGGUUCAAAUGCAGGCGGAAUAGCAAUCUAUUGGGGUCAAAAUGGAAAUGAGGGCACCUUGGCAGAGACCUGUGCCACAGGAAACUAUGACUUUGUGAAUAUAGCUUUCCUACCAACCUUUGGAAAUGGUCAGACUCCUAUGAUUAACCUCGCUGGCCAUUGCGAUCCAUACAGCAAUGGUUGCACCAGCUUAAGCUCCGACAUAGAAUCAUGUCAAGCCAAAGGCAUUAAGGUAAUUCUUUCGAUCGGUGGAGGGGCGGGGAGCUACUACCUUACCUCGUCGGAGGAUGCCAGACAAGUUGCUACUUAUCUUUGGAAUAACUUCUUGGGGGGAAAGUCCUCCUCCCGCCCACUUGGUGCUGCUGUUUUGGAUGGAAUUGACUUUGAUAUUGAAGGGGGCACCAACCAGCACUGGGAUGACUUGGCAAGGUACCUUUCUGGAUACAGCAAGAAGGGAAAGAAGGUGUACUUGACUGCGGCUCCACAGUGUCCUUUUCCUGAUGCUUGGAUUGGAGGUGCUCUGAAAACUGGUCUCUUCGACUAUGUCUGGGUCCAAUUCUACAAUAACCCUCCUUGCCAGUUCACUCCUGGAAGUAUUGGCAAUCUGGAAGAUGCAUGGAAGCAGUGGACUUCAGACAUCCCUGCUGCCAAGAUUUUCCUUGGACUACCUGCUGCUCCUACAGCAGCUGGAAGUGGCUUCAUUCCUUCAUCUGAUCUAACUUCCCAAGUGCUUCCAGCCAUUAAGGAUUCUUCCAAGUAUGGAGGUGUUAUGCUGUGGUCUAAGUAUUAUGACGACCAAUCUGGAUAUAGUUCUUCCAUCAAGAGCCAUGUCUAAAUAUAUAGCUAGGUCACUCUGAUAUUUGUAUCCAAGAUCACUUCCUCGAUGGGUGUUUUUGUAUCUCUUCCACUUGUGUUCUAUCAAUAUAAUAAGCAGAAUUGUGUACUGGUGAUAAAUGUUACCUUCUUCUCCCUUUGGUUAUCUUUUCCCUCAGAUCUUGAUGGCAUGCUUAAAUAACAACC
Messenger RNA from Alnus glutinosa, 1142 nucleotides. Its product is annotated as hevamine-A-like. The coding region runs from base 61 to 957 and encodes 298 amino acids. Gene Ontology annotation, cellular component: extracellular region. Lineage: Eukaryota; Viridiplantae; Streptophyta; Magnoliopsida; Fagales; Betulaceae. Gene Ontology annotation, molecular function: chitinase activity. Gene Ontology annotation, biological process: carbohydrate metabolic process. The record is from RefSeq and is a predicted model, not a curated record. The transcript has a single exon.